ACUGCAUUACAUUCAUUACAAAUGCUUUCCUUUAAAGUCAAUACCCUGUUUUUGUUUCUGUCUAUACACAUCUUUGCCUAACAGCCAGGCCACCAUAUAUUAAUCAUAUUCCUCCAAUCUUCAUCCUUAGCAAAAGUAUAUGGCGAACUCUAUAAUGGUAAAAGAAGCGAUUUUGGUCAGCCCAUCGGAGCCAACUCCGGUUCACGUUCUUCCCCUGUCUACCUUGGAUUCUCAGCCUUUUCUCCGAUUCACUAUUGAGUACUUGUUGGUGUACAAAACCAGCGCCGCAUUUCUGGACAGGACAGCCACCACGGCUCGGCUUAAAACCGCGUUGAGCCGAGCCCUCAUCCCCUACUACCCGCUGGCCGGAAGAGUCAGGGUGCAACCCAACGGUUCCGGUCUCGAGGUAGCUUGUAAUGGGCAGGGUGCUGUUUUCAUUGAGGCCGCCUCCGACCUUCCGUCGACGGAGUUCGAGCGGGCGCCGAGAAGCGUCACGUACUGGCGGAAGCUCUUGUCUUUAUGCGUCGAGGAUGUUCUUAAAGGGGCCCCACCGUUGGUCGUCCAGCUGACGUGGCUGUCGGACAAUGCCGCGGCUUUGGGCGUCGGCUUCAACCAUUGCUUGUGCGACGGCGUGGGAAGCGCCGACUUUCUCAACUUUCUAGCAGAUUUAGCCGCUGGGAAACGGGUAGCCGCGGCUGAGCAUAAACAGAAGCCCGUCUGGGAUCGCCACGUCUUCGACCCGGUACCGACUCGGCUGCUUAACUCAGUGGGCCAUCCCGAGUUUAACCGAGUCCCCGACGUCAGCAACUUCGUCUCCCGCUUUUCCCGAGAACGGCUCGAGCCAACUUCCGUCAUAUUCGACGGGAAAAAGCUGAACGAGUUGAAGCAACUCAGUGAGCUCUCUUACACGUCAUUCGAAGCCCUGUCGGCUCACGUAUGGAGAAGCUGGGCCAGAGCAUUGAAUCUCCCGCCAAACCAAGUACUGAAACUGCUCUUCAGCGUCAACGUCCGGAGCCGAGUCAAGCCGAAUCUCCCAAACGGCUACUACGGAAACGGUUUCGUCCUCGGCUGCGCUCAGACGUCGGCUAAGGAGCUGGAAGAGAACGGCUUGGAGUACGCAGCCGAGCUGAUUAAAAGGGCAAAAGAGAGAGUGGACGACGAGUACGUGAAGGAAGUGGUGGAAUCGGUGAGUUCAACUCGCGCGUGUCCGGACUCAGUCGGCGUGUUGAUAAUAUCGCAAUGGUCAAGACUUGGGCUCGAAAAAGUUGACUUUGGAAUGGGGAGGCCAUCGGAGGUGGGGCCCGUUUUGUGUGACAGGUACUGUAUAUUGUUACCGGUCUGUAAUUCUACGGAAGCAGUUAAAGUCAACGUCGCAGUUCCGGUCAACGCCGUUGACAAAUACUUGUACUUGGUGAGGAACACUACCGCCUGAACAAUUGAGCAUGACAUCUAAAAAAUGAUCGAUUGAUGCUAAAAUGGGCAGCGAUUAGUGUUAUAAGAAAGCAAAUGUGAAGUACAAAAGUGUGGUUAAUAAAAUGGGUUGGUAAUACUAGUAUAUAUUUUGAGAAAUAGCAUCAAAAUUAGAACAAAAAAACAAAAUGUGUUGCGAGUUGUCACAAAACGGAAAGUUGACAAAGUUUUAAGGGAUAUGGAGAGAGUGUGCUUGUAUACUUUUUGCACACUUCUAGUUGUCCGUGUAUAUAGAUAGUCUGCUCAUUUUUUAAAAAAUCAAUCAUUAGUUGUUAUUGUAUAUAUACAUAAUGGAGUGCACA
Cuscuta europaea is the source of this 1772-nucleotide messenger RNA. The record is from the annotation of a GenBank genome assembly. NCBI's taxonomy places the organism in Eukaryota, Viridiplantae, Streptophyta, Magnoliopsida, Solanales, Convolvulaceae.